GCUGCAGCUCUGAAACCGUCUCUCACUCUUGAGUGGCUUCCUGUGGAGACGGGUCAUCCUGUUCUCGCAGUCUCUCGCUCCACUCUUCAAACCUCAGUCGAUGGUCUACUGUUUCUGCCUUUUGCCGAGAUCCCUCGAUGGAUUCAGCCUGAUUGAUCGUAAUGAGUUUGGGGAGCUUAGACGUGGCUAGAAGUGCACUGGGAGCGGCCCUCUCACUCCUCCUCUGUGCCUCUAUAAUACAAGGGCUCCGGAAUGACAUUGAGAUGGCACAUUAUGAAACGACCGAAGCAGCAGUGGGCCAGAACGUAACCUUAUUGUGUACUGUAAAACACCAUCCCAGGCUCAGGAUUGUCAGUAUUGAAUGGAGGAAGAAUAUGAUCGGGAACCCAAAGCUGGCUCUGUUCAGCCAGGGUCACGGAGUCCAUUUAUUUUGGCCCAACGUAACUAUAGAUAUAGAGAAGAACCAUGCCAACAAGUCAACAGGGUCCUACCUGCACCUACUCGAGGUGAAGAAAUGGGACGGUGGCAUCUAUAUUUGUGAUGUUGCAACUUUUCCUUUCGGCUCUAUCAGGAGGGAGACGGAGCUGAAGAUCAAAGAUGCUGUUGAACUAAUGUGUGACGUGGGUCAGAGUGUUGACAUCCGUAAUGGAGAAAAUGUGACAAUUCGCUGCCGAGCGUCCCCUCAGGCACAGUACAGAUGGACCAAGAACAUGGAGCUGGUGUCAGAGACUGAAUCUCUGGAGCUCUUGUGGGUGACUGAUGCUCACGCAGGGGUUUAUACACUGACUGUCGAUAUAGGAAAAGAAAGUAUGCACAAAGAGUUUACCAUCACGGUGCAAACAGCAACCACGGGUUUACAGACAGAUCCCACAACAGUGUCACCACAGUCGAACGUAACUGAAGAGGGUUUUCUGAAACCUGCAGGCCACAACCUCACCACAUCACCAACCACUGGGCACUCAACCUCCAUCCCCAGCGUAACUUGGACCACGGCCGUCGCCGGUACAGACGCGACAGAUGCUCAUGUUACGGCCACAGCUGGGGAGCGUGUAACCUCUUUUACAAGUCCUGCACAUUCCAGUGUCACAUCAUCCCCUGCUGCCGCACACACUGAGCCCAAUCACUCUACUGCAUUAAGUCCCGGUAGCACGGUUUACAGAACCACGCAGGAAAUGGCCGGCGAUGAAACGAGGAACGAGUCCACGCUUCACACAGCGCAUCCGGAGGACAUUUUCUCGAUCAGGCCACGGGAGUCCGUCACCCCGGGGGAUAUCACAGAGAAGUAUGAAAGCCCCGGUGCAACCCAGACACUGAAAACUGGAAAUGGAAUAGCGGUUGAUGAUACCGGGCGGAGUCAUCUCGGGGCGUUGAUCGUUGUUCCAGUCCUGGUGCUGAUCGCCGUGGCCGGCCUGCUCUACAGGAGACGCAUUAUAAAACAGAGGAUGGCUUUGCCGCCCCCGUUCAAACCCCCUCCUCCUCCGGUCAAGUACACAACUUCAAGAUACCAAGAGAUUCUUCUCCCCACUUCUAAGUGUAACGCAGAAACAGAAUUCAAAGAAAUGCAACAAAUGUUUCUCAAUGUAUAACGCAUAAUGGAGUUUGAUAAAUUGGUUAUAGUGUUUACUGUACUGGUGAGAAACCACAAGGUGUAUUAUUCCCGGGUGUGCUCAGCGUCAAACUGCAGGCGAUGCGGCUCAUGUGUAUGUCUUGGGUGGGUGGGGUUGGUUCUAUGCAAAUAAAAUGUUCUCAUGUUUUCUUUUGAAUGUAAGAAAUGCUUUUUGUACUGAAAGUCACCAUAUAGCUUCCAACAUUUGAAAAUAAAAGCUGGUUUAACAUGA
Messenger RNA from Scophthalmus maximus (turbot), 1838 nucleotides. RefSeq lists its product as uncharacterized. Gene Ontology annotation, biological process: cell-matrix adhesion; inflammatory response. The record is from RefSeq and is a predicted model, not a curated record. Lineage: Eukaryota; Metazoa; Chordata; Actinopteri; Pleuronectiformes; Scophthalmidae.